UUAGUUACUUGGUAGGUAUAUAAUCAUUACCAACAUAUUCAGUGAUGAUGGAUUCGUCUCCAAAAAGAUAUGCUUCUAAUUUUACGAGUUCUACGGCACAGAGAGGUGUUGAGGCUAAGGAAGUCGAAAUUGCUAAUGCUCGUCUCGACGUGAAUGUAUCAACAUCGAGUCAAAUUGGCGCAGAGAGCUCCCAGCAAGACGCCGAUGACUAUGGGCCUUUGGAGGACACCGGAUCAUAUUUGCAGGUGGUGGUGGAAAAGCAUCGACGUAAGCACGAGCGCGCAGCCGUUGCCGUACAGACGGCGCGAUUACCGUCUGCCUCCAGCCCCGCCGCCGGCGUCGCGGAUCAGGCACGCUGCGCAAUAAAUAUACUAUAAUAUUGUGUGUGUAGUAGCAAACAGCGUUGGCUAUGGCUAUGGUGUGUGUCGGUGCGCAGGGAGGCACGCGUGGACGUGGUUCGUGUGGCGCGGGUGACGGCGGCUCGGUGGUGUGGGCCGGGCCCGUACUGGUAUCGCGAGCAGCACUGCCUGCACUGCGCGCCACCGAACUACCUUACACAUGUUCGUGCGUAUUAAUGUACUAGUUACUUAAAGUAAUUGAUGCAAUAGUUCCUACUCAGUAUUCAGUAGCGCGGUGUACACAGGCGAUGCGUAGAAACGUCGUGGCCGGGAUGCAAACUGGCGACGCAUCCCUCUGCACCAGAGGAACGUGUAGAACGCAAGUCGGACGCGCGGCCACUCGUGACUGGAGGGGUGAGUAAUCAGAACGAGUUACGUAAUAAUCGAACG
Manduca sexta (tobacco hornworm) is the source of this 788-nucleotide messenger RNA. RefSeq lists its product as uncharacterized. The transcript has 3 exons. NCBI's taxonomy places the organism in Eukaryota, Metazoa, Arthropoda, Insecta, Lepidoptera, Sphingidae. The record is from RefSeq and is a predicted model, not a curated record. The coding region runs from base 45 to 377 and encodes 110 amino acids.